Zingiber officinale is the source of this 648-nucleotide messenger RNA. RefSeq lists its product as uncharacterized. The coding region runs from base 1 to 648 and encodes 215 amino acids. The transcript has a single exon. The record is from RefSeq and is a predicted model, not a curated record. NCBI's taxonomy places the organism in Eukaryota, Viridiplantae, Streptophyta, Magnoliopsida, Zingiberales, Zingiberaceae.
AUGGGAGCUUACAUCUCCUCAGCUUCAGGCACCGCCUCCGUCUCCGACGAAUCCAAGCACCAGCACCUCCAGACAGCCAAAGUCAUCGCCCCCGACGGACGUUUGCUGGAGUACCACGCCGAAACCACUGUCCGUGCCGUCCUCGCUGACGCCGGCCAUCAUCUCUUGAAUAUUUUCCUCUGUAGCUCCGACGAGCUCUACUUCAACGCCAAAAUCCUAGCUUUGGCGGCCGAGGACACGCUUCGGCUAGGGCAGAUCUACUUCCUCCUCCCCUUUUCCAAGCUCCACCACCCGCUCUCCGGCCCCGACAUGGCGGAGCUCGCGGUGCGAGCGAGCGUGGCUCUCUCUGCGUACGCUUCCGACGACAGCGAACGGAGGCGCAAGAGUGGUCAGAGACUCAUGCCGGCGGCGGCAGAGUUAGCGGGAGAGCAGGCCGCCGUGCUUAAUGAAGUCGUCAAUGAGAAAGAAAUUGGAUUUUAUUCGGAAAUUUGUAGCAGCGAUCAGGAUUAUGCAACGAAUUCGUCUUUUGAGAAGAAGAAGAUGAAGAUGAAGAUGAUGAUGAAGCGGAGUGAAUCAGUGCGGAUUAACUCCCGGCAACGACGGCGGAGUCGCAGGCAGAGGUUGAGCAUGAUAGAAGAGAUUGUGUAG